AUGCCUCCUCAGUUGUCCAAGAAGCGUGCCAGCAAGGCUGAUGAUUACAACUCUGACGACGGUUUCGUCGAAGACGCUCCCAAAUCAAACAAGCGUGCCAAAACCAGCCAGCCAAUCUCCAAAGACAAGCAACUUGAUGACGAUGGCAACCCUUACUGGGAGCUUUCUGGAAAGCGUCGUGUCACUCUCUCAGAGUUCAAGAAGAUGCACCUGAUCAACGUCCGCGAGUACUACGAGAAAGACGGAAAGAUGCUUCCUGGAAAAAAGGGCAUUUCUCUUUCUUUGGAACAAUUCUCGGCUUUCCUCGAGGUUCUUCCUGAAAUCGAAGCAGCUCUCAAGUCUAAGGGUCAAGAGCUCCCUCGUCCAAACUACGCCUCAGAGGGUCCUUCGAUUGCCGCUGAGUCGGAACAAGAGGAAUUCGAGACUGAGACCGCCGACGUUGAACCAGAGACGAAGACCGACACUUCAUCCAACAAGCUCGACAAGUUCAAAUACGGCAAGAAGAACCAUGAGGCCACGAGUGAUGAAGAGGAUUGAAACUUUGUCUGAGCAGCAACUCACUUCACCAAGAACAAUGAGCGAGCGUGUUGACUCGUCGCUUGACGCUAAAACGAGGCCAUGGUAUACACAAAGAGAUGAUGGCCCAUGAUAUGAUUACGACUUUGCUUUUUUACUCGAGAUACCCAUUAGAAUGAUAAGCAAACAUGCUGACAAGCUCUUUCCAAUUGGAGUAGCAUUUCCAGAGAAUAAGAC
Aureobasidium pullulans EXF-150 is the source of this 753-nucleotide messenger RNA. RefSeq names its product PC4-domain-containing protein. Gene Ontology annotation, biological process: positive regulation of transcription initiation by RNA polymerase II. The transcript has 4 exons. Bases 1 to 537 code for a protein of 178 amino acids. The record is from RefSeq and is a predicted model, not a curated record. Gene Ontology annotation, molecular function: transcription coactivator activity; DNA binding. NCBI's taxonomy places the organism in Eukaryota, Fungi, Ascomycota, Dothideomycetes, Dothideales, Saccotheciaceae.